Molecule: messenger RNA, 1158 nt
Organism: Eptesicus fuscus (big brown bat)
Lineage: Eukaryota; Metazoa; Chordata; Mammalia; Chiroptera; Vespertilionidae
Product: testis-specific serine/threonine-protein kinase 1-like
Exons: 1
Coding region: 1-1158 (385 amino acids)
Biological process (GO): intracellular signal transduction; protein phosphorylation; microtubule cytoskeleton organization
Cellular component (GO): cytoplasm
Molecular function (GO): protein serine/threonine kinase activity; ATP binding; tau-protein kinase activity
Source: RefSeq, a predicted model, not a curated record
AUGGACGAUGCUGCCGUCCUCAAGCGACGAGGCUACAUCAUGGGGAUAAAUUUGGGAGAAGGCUCGUACGCAAAAGUCAAAUCCGCGUACUCUGAACGCCUGAAGUUCAACGUGGCGGUCAAGAUCAUUGACCGCAAGAAAGCCCCCACAGACUUCUUGGAGAAAUUCCUUCCCCGAGAAAUUGAGAUUCUGAUCAUGCUAAACCACCGCUCCAUCGUCAAGACCUACGAGAUCUUUGAGACGUCAGAGGGCAAGGUGUACAUUAUCAUGGAGCUCGGGGUCCAGGGCGACCUCCUCGACUUCAUCAAAAGCCGGGGAGCCCUGCACGAAGAGGAUGCUCGCAAGAAGUUCCACCAGCUCUCCUCGGCCAUCAAGUACUGCCACGACCUGGACAUCGUCCACCGGGACCUCAAGUGCGAGAACCUGCUCCUCGACAAGGACUUCAACAUCAAGCUGUCCGACUUCGGCUUCUCCAAGCGCUGCCAGCGGGACGACAGCGGCCGGCUGGCCCUGAGCAAGACCUUCUGCGGGUCGGCGGCGUACGCGGCCCCCGAGGUGCUGCAGGGCAUCCCCUACCAGCCCAAGGUCUACGACGUCUGGAGCCUGGGCGUGAUCCUCUACAUCAUGGUCUGCGGCUCCAUGCCCUACGACGACUCCAACAUCAAGAAGAUGCUGCGCAUCCAGAAGGAGCACCGCAUCAACUUCCCGCGCUCCAAGCACCUGACGGGCGAGUGCAAGGACCUCAUCUACCGCAUGCUGCAGCCCGACGUCAGCCGGCGGCUGCACAUCGACGAGGUCCUCGGCCACCCCUGGGUGCAGCCCAAGGCCAGCGACCUGUGCUCCACACCCCUCAGCAAGGACGGGGGGAGCCUCCUGACGGCCGAGCCCCCGCAGACCCCCGAGCCCUCGCGGACCCCCGAGAUCUCACGGACCCCCGAGCCCUCACGGACCCCCGAGCCCUCACGGACCACCAAGCCCUCGCAGACCACCGAGCCCAGCUUUGACAACAAGUCCAUCACCCACCUGGAGCCCCAAGAGGAGGCACAGCUUGAGGCGACGCCGGAGUCAAAGCCCCCGGAGGAGACGGGGCACGGGCAGGGCGCCGGGCAGCUGGAGCCCGUGGAAAGGCGCUCUCCAAAGCCCCCGCAGACCCAGUGA